Messenger RNA from Sinocyclocheilus rhinocerous, 2839 nucleotides. RefSeq names its product F-box only protein 33-like. NCBI's taxonomy places the organism in Eukaryota, Metazoa, Chordata, Actinopteri, Cypriniformes, Cyprinidae. The coding region runs from base 161 to 1615 and encodes 484 amino acids. The record is from RefSeq and is a predicted model, not a curated record. The transcript is spliced from 4 exons. Gene Ontology annotation, biological process: positive regulation of protein ubiquitination. Gene Ontology annotation, molecular function: protein binding.
AGCGAAAGUGGACUGAUCCAGUAGUAUUGAAGGCAAAGCCCAUCGCGCAGUUGUUUGUUUUCACUCAGCGCAGUAGCAGAGCAGAGCGGAGAGGAGAGGCGCGGAGUUGUGUAACGGUUACGUUUUUUUAAUCUUCAUUGCAUCUUUCAAGCCUCUUGCCAUGGCUCUGUGCAGUAGCGUCGGAGCCUUGGCGUUACCCAGCGAGCUUAUCGUUCACAUAUUCUCCUUCCUGUCAGACCGUGACAAGCUCCGGGCCUCGGCCGUAUGCUCUCGCUGGAGGGAGUGUCUCUUCUACCCUGCGCUGUGGACGGAGCUCAAGCUGCGCGUCGGUGGCGGAACCAACGGCGGCGGAUCUGGAUCAGAACAAACCCCGCGAUUAGAGUUCCUCAUGCGCAAGUUCGGCUCGUUCGUGCGGGAGCUGCAGCUGGAGUUCGCCCCGCUGGACGACUGUUUAAGCCCGCUGCAGCACGGAGUGGAAGCCGUCGAGAGCGACCCGCAGUUCGCGAAAGAUGCGAUGGUGACAUAUUUGGAUCAGGUGUUGUGUGUGCUCGGCAGUCUGCGUAAUAACAGAAACCUCCAGAAGCUGAGUCUCUAUGGGGACACAUGCAUUCUUCAGGAUGAUGGCAUUUUGGACAGCUCUUACCUCAGCCAGGUCGACCAAGGGGGCAAGAAAAUGAAAGAGAUCCAGCAGCUCUUCGAAGAGAUCCUGUCCAACAGCAGGCAGUUGAAGUGGUUGUCGUCUGCGUUCAUGCUCGGUGUGGUGACCCCCUGCUCUCUGGCCUCUCUCUCCAACCCCAGCACCAGCUCCCUCGAGCACCUCAGUCUGAUCGACAGCCAGCUGCCCAGCCUGAUUUCCACCAUCGAACUGGAAAGGCUCACUAACCUGCGGUCUCUGUCGCUAGACUUCUGCGAUUUCACCUCAGACAUGUGCUGUCUCCUCACCGGCGGUGACCGAGCGCCCCUCCACCGCCUCUCCCUCUUGCUCAAUGGCGCUGCUUUGGACGUCAAGCCUUUGGAUGGUACCGCCACCGAGGACGACUGGAAAGCCCUGGUCCGUCGCAGCACCAACCUGCGCGUCUACAUCAUGGCGAUGGAUGUGUGCAGCCAGGACCUUCUGCGUGUGCUGAAGCCCAGCGUGCCCCUGGAGCGGAUCCAUCUGGACAGCUACAGCACGCUGGUGACGGAUGGUGUCAUGGAGCUCAUCUCGCAGCAGUACCGCAAAACCCUGAGCCACUUCAUCUUGAUGAGAGACGACGCUGGAUUCCCAGACCUCAGCGUCAACCGCAACGAGGACCCGCUGGUUCUCCUCGCCUGGCGCUGUGUGCACCUCGCUGUCCUGAUCAUCCAUGGCUACACUGUGUGGUCGCACAACCUGGUGGCCAUCUCUCGCCUGCGUGGGUCCAACCUCAAAGUCCUGGAGGUGUCCGAAGAGAGCAUCGACUUUGACCCGGACCAGUCGGUGUACAUCGAGGGCGACCCCGUCCACAACCUAGUCAAGGAGGUGUCCCUGGGCUUGGGCCGCGUCUGGCAUGCCUCCAUAGACAACAGCUUGGUCCUGAACGAACCCACUCAGCACUUCCACCGUGAGAUGCAGAGUUUCAGCGCGGGCAUGUAGACGCAAAUGCCCUCUCUAACCCUGUGCUUGGUGAUCUUUCACUAAAUGGGCCCUUCUCAUUUUACAUAUUGUUUCUUUUUCUUGCAUUGCAUUUUGAUUUUGUUUUUGUUUAUUCUUGUAGUGUGAAUUUAAUCCUUUAUAUGUGCUGUGUUUAAUCAGUAUUAGCUCUAUAUUUAUAUCUAUAUCUAUAUAUCCUGCUUAUAACUAGGAAAGUAUAGUUGGGUAUUGGUUUAGUAGCUAAUUGAGUGAAUGGUAGAGAGGGGCUUUUAUACAGCUAGCUUACAAGUUGUACAGUGAGUUGUUCAUUCUCUCGCUUUGUCUGUUUGUUGGUUUCCCCCUAGAAAGUGUGGAGUUACCUCAAACUAUCAAUUGACUCUUCUUGGCUUCUGCAACGACGAAAUCCCAUGUUCACGUUGACCUUUUUAUAGGGAGAUUAGUCUUCCAGCCAAGGGACAGGACUGAUCCACAGCAGUUACGACCCUUCCUCUUUGUUCCUCAAUAUGUAAUUGUUAUUCAGAAAUGAGGAUUGGUGGAAACGAUGUGUUCGGGACGCAGAUCCCGCUGGUUUUUCUCAACCUGGAAGUAGACGCACCUCUGCUGGUGAAACCAAUCGUAGAGGUUUUCAGUCUGGUGUUUGACACCUGCAUGCUGACCGCCCUGCAGCACAAUAUCUGGGCCCAGCCAUAGGUGUUUUGUUCCUUUUCUUGUUUUCUUGUGUGUUGUUGUUGUUUUAAGAAGUCCUUCCCGUCUGUCUCAGGUAGGCAAAAAUUAUAUGACAAGGAAGAUGAAGAUGAAGGUUAAGAUAUUUUGGUAAGAGUGAAAACAAUCAGCUGUUCCGUCAGUUUUAAUUGUUCUUCUUGAGUCACAGUUGCCUUGAACUCCCCCUUACUACUUCAUAAUCAAUGUGAUUUUGGCCUCGGCCUCAGUCGGUUUGGAGUUAACGUCUUUGUAAUUCCUUACUGAAGUGCGUCAACUCGAUCGUAAUUGAGGGUGAACGCGCUCCGAACGGAUUGAAUCCGGGCCGUGGUAUUUCAUCUGUAAAGCAUUAGAUGGCGGGAGACAGACGUUUGCUUGUUCCAUAUCUCAGGAUUCCUGCACUUGCGGUACUUUUCCAGCCGAAAGCUUUUGUUGAAGCUUCGUUCAAAGGGUUGGCGUGCUCGAUGGGCAAGACUUUGUAGUGUUUUUGGAGGAAAGAGAGCUCUUCCAAAAGAAUGCGCUUUAGAA